GUUAGUACGCGGUUUUUACAAGUGGUAAUAUGCGUUACCAAGGUAGUAGAUGAUUCUAUGUAAUAAGUGCAAAGAGGCUUGUAAAGGAGAGGUUCUAAAAGCUUCGGAACACUUCUUUCAUCAUUCUUGUUUUGUAUGUGAUGUAUGCGGUUGUCAGCUUGCUUCAGAGGGAUACUAUGAACACAACGGUUCAUACUUAUGUCGCACAGACUUUAAAAAGAGAGUUUCCAGGUUUUGUGACUUAUGUGGCCUAACUAUACAUGGGGAGACUGUUUCAGUGUUUGAAAAAUAUUUCCAUCGCCAUUGUUUUAUUUGUUCUACUUGCAAGGGUUCCUUUUCUCCCGGAGCACAAGUUACAUUAUGGAACCGGGAAUUCUAUUGCAUCGGUUGCUUUCCUAAACUUAAAGGAGUAGGGUUUACCAGUCAGUUUGGAAACUUAAAACAACGAGAAUGUCCCAAGAAAAAGAACGGGACAAUAGAUGCAAGCAUAAGAAAAGCCGUGCAAAACUCCACCUAUGAACACUCAACAAAGCUCCUCAGUCGCGUUCCCGCGCAUGAAGAUACCGCGAUCAACUUUGGCAAAGAGUUGACAGAACGACUGGCAGUGCAAUACAACGCCUGCCAGAAGCAUAUUUCAGAUGGCACCACCAAGUGUGAGCCCCUGGAUAACUUACAGCCCUCAGGACAGGAGAAGGCAAAGGCGAACACACUGGGAAUAAGUGAACAGCUACCCGGAGUAGAAAACAGUAAGACAGCGACAAAACCUGGUCUAGAAGACGAGGCUACAGAAGACGCAAAAUCACAAUUUCCAGUGAGACCAGACAAGGACACACCGAGUGCAAUGCGGCACUUAAAUUCCACGUCUUCGACAAAUUCUCUUUCCAAAAGACGCCGCAGAAAGCCCUACGAUCACACAGGAAUUCAAAGCGGACGAGUGGCAGAGUUGAUAAGGUUUAUGGAAGAAUUGUCAAACAAGCGAAACGCGUCUCCAAACAGUAUCGUUUCCGACAACGCAGAAACCCCAAGAAAGCACGCCAGACCAGUCUCAGCGAAAUCGAGUGAAAAAUUACAACCGGAAGCGAAGGGAGACCUAUGUGUUUCGAUGGUGAAUAAUAAAAGUUCUAGCAAAGCAAGUAGCGUAAACUCACAACUUGAUCGAAUUUCACAGGCCGCCGUGGAAGUCAAUUAUCUGACCGAACGACCGAAGCUAACUGCAGAGGAACCCAAGAAACACAGACGAGUAGCCGGACCUCAGCGGAACCGCAGUUUAAUGUCCAAACAUACCCCAAAUCAAAACGUGGAGCGGAGAUGGCUUGGUGGUAAAGCAACCAAAGAGACUCCCGUUCAAAGGGUGUGGCAUCCUGUGCGCCCAACACCAUCUUUACCGGCCCCAAAAGAGACAGCCUACAGGCCUACGCCAUUCGUCGAAGCGGGUUAUCUCCACCACACACAAGUGAAAGUGUCCUGUGCCAACUCGCAAACAUGCAAGAGCGAUGAUGUGAAACCAGAUUCUUCAGUCGCAGUGGAUUCAGUCGAGGAGACUUCGCCAGCAGCGCCGGAUGGAUUAGAGGAUGUUGUCAUGAAGGAUAAGUCCAAUGUGACAGUGCUGGUGAGGAAUAACUACGACGAAGAGAAAGUUGUUUCCAUCCCGACGGCCUCCCACUUAUCAUCUCACAAACAGCCAUCACACACAGACGAAAUAUCCUCGACGACAGACGCAAAUGAAAGGAUUGUCUCACAGAAAAGCCUAUCCAUCUCGAAUAUCCGCCAAAGGAAGAACCGCAGGAUUUCAUUGUAUCAGCGAUUCAGGGGACGUGUCUAUAUCCAAGGAAAAAACAUUUUACCAAGUGAGCUAUUUGCAUUGGUCUCCAGCAAGAGAAAACGAAAGCAAGCAAACGGACAGAAAUGUCUCGAUCCCACAAGAAAUGGUCUAAAAGCGGUUAGCUUGACAUUUGGUGGACUUGUCUGGCGCUUAACUUUGGCGAGUUUAUGCCUCAUGGUUAUGCUGGCCGUCUUGGUCUGGAUAGCUGAUCACAAGCCGUUGGCACCAAACGCGACGACGGACGAGGAUAGUGCAAUGUGUUCCCACCAAACACGGUCGUUGAACGCGGGCACACACAAGAUAUCAGCUACGGCGGUUCGUAGUUGAACACACAACAGAGGACGCCUUUUCAGAAGACAUGGAGGUCACGGACAAUCAACGGGCGCAUUCAUAUUUGUGAAUGUCAAUGUUUCUCACAGUGUGGAGAAGCAUAUCUUACGAAUACAAAGGCAACGGUGCUGUAAAUACCAAAACGGAUUGCAAAAUACAGGAAUUGUAUUCCCAUGGCAGAAAGCAGUAGUUUUUCGUACCGACAAUUCUGACAGUGAUCUCCACAGUCACCGUGACUUGAAUUAUAGAGUAAACAGGUCUGUAUGUGCAAUGAAAACAUCAAUCCUUUAUGU
This is a messenger RNA of Dicrocoelium dendriticum, 2445 nucleotides long. NCBI's taxonomy places the organism in Eukaryota, Metazoa, Platyhelminthes, Trematoda, Plagiorchiida, Dicrocoeliidae. The record is from the annotation of a GenBank genome assembly.